AUGUGGUGUCGCUGGUCCCCAUGUCGUAGGACAUUGCGGCAGUGGCCCACGUUCCGAGACCUGUUCACCGCCAUAUAUAUAGAGAACCCGAGGUUGGCUCCAGUAGAAAAACUGUUCCACCUCAACAAAAAAACAAGCGGUGAGGCCCACGACAUAGUGGCACAGGCUCCACUCACGAUCGAAGGGUUCGCGUCAGCAUGGAGCGCCCUCCGUGAGCGUUUCCAAAACAAGAGGCUGAUACUCAAAGCCCAGCUGAAGAUCCUUUUCAGUCUGCCCCAAAUCCGCACCGAGUCAGCUGCAGCGCUAAAAGAGCUUCAGAGGGCCGUCCACAAGUGCCUUACGACACUCAACCUCUCCAAGGUCUCCACAGACAGCAUUUUCGCUGACGGAGUGUUAGUGUACCUCAUAUCCGCGAAGUUGCUGAAAGCGACUUUGGAGCUUUGGGAGCAGUCCGUGACACACAAGUCCGAGAUUCCCACCUGGCACGCUAUGGACAAGUUCCUGGCGGAGCGGUACCUGUCUCUCGAGGUGACCGAGGAUGGCCAUCCAGGCAUGGAGACUCAGGCCCACUCCAGGGCGAGUCUACCCAUGUCAGAGAGUUCAAAGGGCAAUCCCAACCCUACUGAGGCCUUAAGCUCACUAUAG
Drosophila pseudoobscura is the source of this 645-nucleotide messenger RNA. RefSeq lists its product as uncharacterized. The record is from RefSeq and is a predicted model, not a curated record. NCBI's taxonomy places the organism in Eukaryota, Metazoa, Arthropoda, Insecta, Diptera, Drosophilidae. Bases 1 to 645 code for a protein of 214 amino acids. The transcript is spliced from 3 exons.